Molecule: messenger RNA, 4875 nt
Organism: Didymosphaeria variabile
Lineage: Eukaryota; Fungi; Ascomycota; Dothideomycetes; Pleosporales; Didymosphaeriaceae
Exons: 3
Coding region: 1-4875 (1624 amino acids)
Source: RefSeq, a predicted model, not a curated record
AUGUCUGCGCCUGCUGGUCGUCUGCCGCGCCUUCUUCCCGCCGACCUUUCGUCCUACACCGACGCAUACUUGCCCACUGCGGCCAUACCGACAUCGGCCACUUCGCUCGCGGAGCUCGCCCACCUAAUCCGGCUGCAGGGCUAUCAGGAGCAGCGAAAGGCCCAGUCACGGGUCCGCCUCCACAGAUGGCUGGUGUCGAGCGCCCUCUCCGCACGUCUGGUACAUUGCGGAGAGCUGGCCUAUCGAACUUUGGUUGAUAGCUUCAGAUCUGACGACAAGAAGGGGUUUGCUACGCUGUAUAAUGCCGUCAACGAUGUCCGAAGCUCGUGUGACGCCGUGCGACAACAUGCAUUGUUGGAGGCUGAUUUGGAGUUUGGCAAGUCAAAAAAUAUGAAGAGCGACAAGGCUCCGUCUUUCCCAACUUUUCUCAACCAGGUCCCUUCCAAAAUCUUGGACGACCUGCUGGAUUUCGUUUCUGAAAUCCGUACCAACCCCGAUUUCCUAGCUACUCGCAUUCUCAGUCUUUCUCAGCAAGAGCUUGCUUCUUUGACGUCCUUUCGCCAGGCUUUGGAUCCUAUUGACUCGGUCAUGGCCAUGCAAGCUCGUGGUAAGACCAUCGGUACACAGAAGCCUACUGCCCAGGGUCCUAGUCCAGUGGAGCGCUUGCUGUCUUUCCAGCGACAUGAUCCAUUUGCUGCUCUUAUCUACACCAUAUUCGCUAAUUCAUCUGGGCCCGACUCAGCCGAGGACCUUCGCCGGACAGAUGCGUGGGCCACCACAUGUGCCAGGCUCAUCAUGGAAUCCAAGCAGGGAACUGAGAAGUUCAUCAAAGCUGUCCUUGACGUCUACGCCGGCAUGCGUGAAUGGCCCGGGAAAUCUAAUUUGGAACUCUACCUUAUGCAGGUUCUUCAGGAUGGCCAAUUCCUUUUAGAGAAAGCCGAGGAGCAAUCUUCCCGGACCGGGACACAGACAGUCGCUCCGACCACGAAAGACACGAUUGCCGCUGACGAAUUCUUUGACAGAGCUGUGAAACGCCUGUUCGAGGUGGUUGACGAUGAUCCCAGUGCUGGAGGCAUUCCCGAGGGUGUCCUUGAGAUUGGUAAUGCCAUCCUUAGGAAGUUGGAUGAAACCAAGAACCUGCGUAAAGGAGCGCAAAACUUCUUCGUUUCGCGUUGGCUCUUUUCUACGUUUUUGCUCAACGCGAUUAUCCAUCCCGAGACACACAGCAUCAUGAUUGGACACCACAUCACCGAGCACGCCCGCCAGAAAAUCCUCAAGGAGAUUGCCAUCCGAGCCCAAAAGCAUGUUUUGGACAUGACCUAUAAUUGGCGUCAGCAAGUACCCAUCCUGCCCGAAAUCCGCGGGCAUAUCGAGAGCAUUUUGUCCAGGUUUAAACACACCAGAUCCCCUUCGAAGCCUGUACUUCUCCCGGCCAAAGCAAUCACUUCUCCCAGGGAGACUGUCGAGGUUCAGCCUUUCAUAGUCAUCUCACCUGCCGAUAUUGUAACCCUAGUGAACACCUUGUUUCCAGAGCGUCGCCCUGCUUCCAGUCAUUACGACAAAAGCCAACAGCGGACGGGGCUCGCCUCGUCCGCCUCUUCCAUCUCCGCAGUGUCCAUGCCAUUCCGCAGCACAUCUACCCCCGGCGGCGAUGCAAGUUCCAUCCUAAGUGCAAGCGCCUCUUCCAUGACUAGUGAUCAUACCUCGAGGGAGCCUUUGUUGGAUAUCUCUAACCAAUCUGGCAUGCCUCACGAGGAGCAUCCCGAGGCGAAGAUUGCGCCCACCGAGCUUUAUGGUCGGCGGUUGAGGAUGGCAUGCUCUGAAAUGUCACGCAUCCUUGGCCCAGAUGCUAUCUCGGGAUCUUGUCACCCGUGUGCGGAGAAAUGGGCUGUGCUAUAUAUCUCUCCUGAUGGCAAACAGCUCAAAUCGCGUAUGCGCAAAGAUUUUGACGAUGAAGACGAGCACGACGAGGAUUCACCUGAAAGUGACAGUAGUGAUGACGAAGGCCCUCCGGAGAAGAUUGAUUUGGAGAACGACUACCACCAACUGAAAGAAGCUAUCACGAAGCUGGUCGAGGAAUACGAGAUUCCGAAGGAGCUCACGCCUGACAGCGAAUCGAAGACGUUCAGUAACCGUACCUCGACGCAUCGGAGAGGUGCGAGGGGAAGGGGUCCGGUCCGGCACCACAGCGAAACUCUCGGAUCAAGGAACCCCUACAAUCAAACCCAGGCGCAGAGCCAGAGUCAACUGACGAACCUCAUCGCAAGUCAAAGGAAUCUGCCAACUCGACAUGGAUCUCCGCAAAAUCGCAGAAGCAACAGCAACCCGCAAUUACCUGAGAGACCGGAGAACAAUUCAGUGUUGGUCACCAUGCUGGAAACAGCUAUGCACCAGUGUCAAGCACGCGGAGCCUUCCUUGACUCCCAACUAUACUACAAGACUCUUCUCACAUUACGUAGGAUGAACUCUCCCACCCUCACCAAGAACGGUUAUGCGGCCCUGCUCAAUUAUUUCUCUCGGGGACCGCGUGACUCGCUUGGCAAGUCAGCGAACGCCAUUGAGGAAUUUGAAGCCUGGUUCGUCUGGCUCAAACAGUCACAAGAACGACAUGACGUUGCGAUCGAGGAUAUGAUCCUUGGCUUGAAGAAUCUACGCGAUAAGAUGUGGUACAUCACUGACGUUCGCAAUUCGGGGACUUACGAAGAAGCGCGAAAUGUGGCGCUGGCGCUCAAGAUCAUGGGCCAGCCUACGAAAACCCUCGACGGCAAGCCGAUUCAGUCACACCGACCCCGAAACUUCUCCAAAUCUUCCUCCAACAACUUCCUGCUGAGAGCUGAAGCUCAGGUCGUCGAUAUGAUGUCUGCUCCUACCGAGUUCGGCGGUCCAAACAAGCUAUCUGACGAACAGUCCGAGAUCACUGCCAAGUGGAUCGCCCAGUAUGGUGUCGAAAUUUUCUGCAAAGGCGAAGAGAGGAUUCACCGCUUCUGCUUGGAGAUUGACAAGUGCGUUAACAAACUCGUUGGUGACAGCAUGAUGGAUGGCCCGGUGCUUUGGGCUAGCGAACUUUACAAACGUGACAAAGAGGUUCUUGACAGUGGCCGUCAGAAAGGCGAUCUUUUCCUUACGGGUGUUGGCACUCUUUCCAUCGCCGGAGACGAGGAGUACGAGACACACGGUCGACCUACUCGCAACCUCGAUUUUGCACAACGACCAAGUCAAGGUAGCCUACGUUCCCUUUCUGGUCGUCCUUCUCAGCAAAGCUUCGACGUCAGCCCCUGGGGGAGGUCUCCGAACGACUCUCAUGACUACUUCAGUGGCACUAGCCCUGUGCUUGCUAUCGACACCUCUACCACCUUCUGGUCUCCGUUCCAGACCCACGCCCAGUCGCCCACAAGUGCUACCAGCAUUAGACCGCGCACCGCAUCUUCAUCCAAGGGCACGGUGAUGCUCAAGCAAUCAAUCGCCGUCAAUGAAGAUAAACGAAGAUUCUUGCUUGAUUUGAAGCAAACCUUGACUGGGUUGCUCUUGAGCGAUCUGGGAACUGUAGUGUUCUCCAGCGGAAGCGAGACAGACUCUUGGUUCUCUAGCGAUCUUUUGGAAGAUUGCAUUCAACACAAGUACAGUGAAGAAGAGGAACGCAAGCGCAGGAAGCAGUUGGCACGCAAGAAGAGCAUGAAGAGUCUUCGGAAGCAAGCCAACAGUAACAACCCGCUAGAGGCUCUAGGACGCAAUGAGCGAGGCGUAGCCGCACCUCCUAUCGCCACCCUUCAGCACGCCGCCGCUUCUGAUGCUCAUCAGUCUGCUGGGGAACAUUCAUCGUCAAGCGAUGCAACCUCGCGCUCUUCUGGGACAUCGGCUGCCAAAAAGGCAGGUCUUCUCGAGUUCCCGUACAACAUCGCGUUCCGACGUCUUCUUAACAAGUUUGCGACGCAUCCUAAUCCAUUCUCGAAGCUCCAUGCUCUGUAUGAGCUGGAACUACUCAUUGUGGCUUCGCUUUCUUCUCGUUCAGGUCGAGCCUACAACAAUCGUCGAGAGGCGACACUCCCUCCUGUCCCACAGUCACCUACCCUCGGGGCCAUGCCCGAACUUAGCUCUCGCGAGCCCACCACCAAUACUGAACGCGCCACCAACGUGAAAGGCACGAUUGCCAAUUGUGAGGAGCGUCGCUCUCACUCAAUGAACCAGGAAGGUGCCAGCAAUGCAUCGCCUCUACCUCGUAGUAACGGUGCUCGUUCUCCAGUUGGUCCGCCGAGCACUGACAUGAUCGUCGACGUCAUCCAAGGACUAUUCCGUGACGCGAACAUUCGUCCCAAGACUCUGUUCCGCGAUCUGCAAUACAUCGCGUCCUUCGUGCCAGCCCAGAUGCUCGACAAAACUCCCAGAGGAAAGGCAUUCUGGGAUGUUGCUCUGGCGGCGCUUGGUCUGAAACAAGACGUGUGUCGCGUUAUGGUGGAAGUCGCCGAUGAUAUCGUGAGGCGGGAGGACACGAAGCGAAGCAGCCUCAUCCACCAAAAUGCCGAUCCCGCCUCAUCAGAUGGGGCAACCAACCCUCUCGUAUCGCGGUACACCAUGGACGACGUAGCUCGCAUGCUGCUCAUCACCGCAAAAGAGGGCGACCCCACUGCGGAGCGCGAGCUCGCCACCAUGUACCUGACCUCUCCCGAGCUGCUUGAGCGCACUGUGCUUCCGCUCACGAAGACCGGCGACAUCUUCAACAAGCAGCUCCUCAGCCAGCAUAGAGAUACUACCCGCAGCGACCCGCUCAUCAUGUGUAUUGCUACGCACUGGAUGAAGGAAAGCCGCGAUGGCGGAGACGAGCUCGCAGCGCAGUACUUGCGGCAGCGCACCGAUCUUGAAAAUAUUCAGCAGCGAUGA